Molecule: messenger RNA, 2541 nt
Organism: Chilo suppressalis (striped riceborer)
Lineage: Eukaryota; Metazoa; Arthropoda; Insecta; Lepidoptera; Crambidae
Source: the annotation of a GenBank genome assembly
GACAGCGACAGAUAGAUAGACAUCUCCCUUUCGAGUCGUAAGAAAGAAAAAUCUUCACUUCUUCAUCUUUAUUUACUCAGCAAAAAGCUUAUUGUUACUCGUAUUUAGGUACGAUUAUUUCUAAAUUCAAGCUGAACUGUGUUAUUAGUGCUAAUAUUACUAUAAAAAGCGUGCAAAGUUACACAAACCAAUGAAAUUUUGCGCUCUAUAAAUAGUACCAGCCGUAGUUGGUUCGUUAUUUUGUGUGAUUUUGAUUGUUGAUUAGCCAUAUUGUGAAGGAGCUCAACAAAAAUGGGUCGGCGAGAGGAUCCAGCCUGGACCAAAGGUACGGUAGGCCUGACAAUGGCCAGAGAGCGUGGGGAUAUACAGAGGCAGUUCCAGAACCGAUUGAUGGUAACUAGAGAGAACAUCGAAAGGUUGGGCCUGGAGAACACUCUCCACGGACAUAUGGGAUGUGUCAACUGUCUGGAAUGGAAUACGGAUGGAUCUGUUUUGGCCUCUGCAUCUGAUGACCUUCAUGUAAUCCUGUGGGAUCCAUAUCGCUACAAGACACUGCACAGAAUGAGUACAGCACACACAGGGAAUAUUUUCUCAGUAAAGUUCAUGACGCCGGAUGCGAUAGCGACGUGCGCUGCGGACGGUAUGGUGCGCGUGCGCAGUGUGUCUACGGGCGCUAACCUAUUAGAAUGUUCGUGCCACUGUGGACGAGUGAAGAGGUUGGCCACUGCGCCUGAUGACCGCAAUCUCAUAUGGUCCGCCGGCGAAGACGGGGUUAUACUGCAACACGACAUGCGUUCCCCGCACCGCUGUAACGCGGAGGCGACCAAUGUUCUGGUGAAUCUGCUCAACCACAUGGGGCGGUACGCGGAGGCCAAAUGUGUGGCCGUCAACCCUCGCCGGCCCUACCAGCUGGCCGUGGGCGCUAACGAUUUCUACGUGAGGCUGUAUGAUACGAGAAUGAUCAAGCUGGCUAGACUGCAGCAGGUGAGCUCAAUGUCGUCUCGCAUGAUGUGGGAGCGGCAAAACGUGCGUUGCUCUCGCGCCGGCGCCGGCGACCCGGAGAACAAUGUGCCCAGAAACGCGGUACAUUACUUCGCGCCAGGACACCUUUCCAUAGAGCCCAAUCAACAGACGUUUCCAAAGAAGGUCACCACCUACGUGACGUUCAGCCACGACGGCAACGAACUACUGGUCAACUUGGGCUCUGAACAGGUAUAUCUAUUCGACAUAACUGGCGCCCGUCGCCCCGUCCUCGUGGAGAGUUACAUUAUCCAGCACAACCACGGCAGUCGCUCGGAGGACAAGCAGCAACGGCCCAGGAAUGGAACCAGUAACGGAACCAGCAACCCUGCCCGUUCUGAUCGUUCGCCGGCCACUCCGCCUGCGGGAGAUGUGCAAGUGUUGCCGGAGAGAGUGCAAAGGCUGAAGGAAGCGGCUAACGACCACGUGAACAGACAUAAAUACGCCGAAGCUAUACUUCUAUAUAACGAGGCGAUAGCCGCAUGUCCAGACUGUGCCCUUCUAUAUUCUAACCGAGCUGCAGCCCUCAUGCGACGCGAUUGGUCAGGCGAUACCUACGCGGCGAUACGCGAUUGCUAUCGGGCGAUAAAGUUAGAUCCAGAUCACGUCAAAUCCCACUUCAGACUGGCCAAAGGACUUAUGGAUUUGGGACGAGCGAGAGAGGCGCAUGAAUGUCUUCUAUAUUUUAAGGACAAAUUCCCUCGACAUGCGACCAGUCACGCGGUAUUCCUUCUACAGAAAGAUAUCAAUAUUGCAUUAGAAGGCAUGGAGCAACCACAACCGGACGAAGUCCCGGAAGUUAAAGCUCAGGGUUCAGACAGCGAAGAGCCACAACCCACCAGCGUGCUGGAGAGGCAGCUGCGCGCUGCAGCACUGGACUACGGCCAGAGGUUCCUGGGGCACUGCAAUACUACCACGGAUAUCAAGGAGGCCAGCUUCUUGGGGCCGGAUGCGGCAUAUAUAGCGGCAGGUUCAGACGACGGCAGCCUAUUCAUCUGGUGUCGGAAGUCAGGCAACAUAGUGCGUUGUUUGCGAGCCGACGAGUCCAUAGUGAACUGCGUACAGAUGCAUCCCAACGUCAUGAUGUUGGCCACAAGCGGCAUCGAGACCGUCGUGCGACUCUGGAGCCCUAGAUCUGAGGAGGGCACGACAGAGUCUCGCGUUGUGACCGACGCCGGGGCGGCCGCACUAGCGAACCAGCAACGCAUGCGGGCCGACCCAUUCGUGGGCAUGUUGCUCAACAUGAGCUUCAACUCGCUACACUCGCCCGAGAGAGACCCGCACUCGCCCGCCUGCCGCCCCACGUAAUGUCAGCGUACCAUCGUGGUAACUGUAUAGUGUAAUCAGAACUCUAUAAAGCAACGCGUUGCCGGAAGAAGAAACAGCGAAUUUAACCAUUUGAGGUUUACACUAGUAUGGGGAUGCAACUUCAAGGCAGUCUUCAGACCGGUCACUAAUAUCAACCUUGAUAAACUUCGACAACAAUUUUAGAUUGAGACUAUUUAACUCCAUAUAUUGUGG